This is a messenger RNA of Racocetra fulgida, 801 nucleotides long. NCBI's taxonomy places the organism in Eukaryota, Fungi, Glomeromycota, Glomeromycetes, Diversisporales, Gigasporaceae. The record is from the annotation of a GenBank genome assembly.
AUGGUGGAUACACUUAGUGAAGUUGAAAUUGUAAAUGUUUUGGGUGCUGCAGACGAAUUAUGUCUUAAUGUACUAGUUGAAGUUUUACAAGGAGUAUUAAUGGAACGAAAGCAUUUAUGGAUGGACAAACAAUCAGUAUUAAUUUAUAAUGCUGGACAAAAGUAUCCAACUUCUACAGAAUUUGAAAAACAAGUUUCAAUAUUUAAACGUCUCUUACCACCUGAAUUACAUGAUCCUGAUAUUACUGGUUCAUCAGCAUUUUAUACAUCACCAGUUUAUUCUACUGUAGCAUCACGAAUUCAAUCCGUUUUAAUAAAUCCAGAUCAAGCAGCAAGAAUUGCAAGUUGGAUUGAUAAAUUAGAUAUCACACCGUUAGACAAUGGAGAAAAAUUAUACAAUCGAGAUCAAAAGUUUCUUCAACACACUUUAACUUCCAAUCAAGCCGUAGUUAUUAUUAAACCUUCAAAUUCAACAGAGAUUCUAGGAGGGUAUAAUCCAUUGAGUUGGAGUAAGAAAUCAAUCUCAUCAAAUAAAGAACCUCAAAAUACUGCUCCUUUAAAAGAUAGUUUCGUCUUUAGCUUGGGGAAUGAUGAAACAAAUGAUAUAUUGAGCAGAGUUAUAGAUCCUAAAGAUUCAAUUUAUUGUAAUGUUUAUUGUUCACCCGUAUUUGGAAAAGGUGAUUUAUUCCCUAAAGGUCAUUUUGAAAUUGGGCAACCAUGCGGAUGUAAACAAACUAGCUACCAGAUUGCUUUGAGGCAAAGUCAAGAACAAUUUAUUAUUGAAGAAUUUGAAGUUUUUCAA